This is a messenger RNA of Chinchilla lanigera (long-tailed chinchilla), 1524 nucleotides long. It is a transcript of the gene Xbp1, whose product is annotated as X-box binding protein 1. NCBI's taxonomy places the organism in Eukaryota, Metazoa, Chordata, Mammalia, Rodentia, Chinchillidae. Gene Ontology annotation, molecular function: RNA polymerase II transcription regulatory region sequence-specific DNA binding; DNA-binding transcription factor activity, RNA polymerase II-specific. Gene Ontology annotation, cellular component: nucleus. The record is from RefSeq and is a predicted model, not a curated record.
GAAACUGAAAAACAGAGUAGCAGCUCAGACUGCCAGAGAUAGAAAGAAAGCCCGGAUGAGUGAGCUGGAACAACAAGUGGUGGAUUUGGAAGAAGAGAACCAAAAGCUUCUGCUAGAAAAUCAGCUUUUACGAGAGAAAACUCAUGGCCUUGUAAUUGAGAACCAGGAAUUAAGGCUGCGCUUGGGGAUGGAUGCUCUGGUCACUGAAGAGGAGGCAGAGGCAGAGUCAGAAGGGAGUGGAGUGAGGCUGGUGGCCGGGUCUGCUGAGUCCGCAGCACUCAGACUACGUGCAUCUGCAGCAGGUGCAGGCCCAGUUGUCACCCCUCCAGAACAUGUCCCCGUGGAUUCUGAUGGCAUUGACUCUUCAGACUCUGAGUCUGAUAUACUGUUGGGCAUUUUGGACAACUUGGACCCAGUCAUGUUCUUCAAAUGUCCUUCCCCAGAGUCUACCAGGCUGGAAGAGCUCCCAGAGAUCUACCCAGGAGAACCUAGUUCCUUACCAGCCUCCCUUUCUCUUUCAAUGGGGACGUCAUCAGCCAAGCUGGAAGCCAUUAAUGAACUAAUUCGUUUUGACCAUGUAUAUACUAAGCCUCUAGUCUUAGAGAUACCCUCUGAGACAGGGAGCCAACCUAAUGUGGUAGUGAAAAUUGAGGAAGCACCCCUCAGCCCCUCAGAGAAUGAUCACCCUGAACUGAUUGUCUCGGUGAAGGAAGAACCUAUAGAAGAUGACUUCAUUCCAGAGCUAGGUAUCUCAAACCUGCUUUCCUCCAGCCACUGCCUGAAGCCAUCUUCCUGCCUGCUGGAUGCUUAUAGUGACUGCGGAUAUGAGGGCUCUCCUUCCCCCUUCAGUGAUAUGUCCUCUCCGCUUAGUAUAAAUCAUUCUUGGGAGGACACUUUUGCCAAUGAACUUUUUCCCCAGCUGAUUAGUGUCUAAGGAAUAAUCUAAUACUGUUGCUCUUCUUCUUGAUUAUUACACGCUGGGAGGCUAGCAAAGCAGGCUUCCUGUGCGCUUCACUCAAAAAACUAAAGUAGAGGGGGUACAGUUCUAGAGUGUUUCUCUAAAGUAUUUGCUCAAACCUCAUAGAUGACUUCAAGUAUUGUCUUUUGACGAGAGCAGUCUGAGGUAUCUAGAUAUAUUACAGUAGCUCAGAACUACAGCUUUUGAGACUGUACUGAAAGGGGGUAGUUUUCUCCACAAUAUUUACAUAGACUCAUCUGAGAUUUGUCAGAAAGUAAACAUGGAAUUUAUGAAUAGCCCUUUAUUAUUUCUCUUUCCUCUUGCUGGCAUCCCAGGCUUGCCUCCGAUUUUAGGCCUUUUAGUUUGCUUCUGCAAGCAAACCACCUGAGGGGGCACCUUUUCCCUCAUCUACAUUUCAAGUGAGGAUUAAGAAUUUUUCAUAAAGUUAUGGAAAUUUACUAUGUAAAUGCUUGAUAGAAUUCUUUUUCUGCUAGUGAAUCUUCUGAGAGGUGCUUUCUCCAUUUAUUUAAAACUACCCACGCAAUUAAAAAGUGCAAUGCAACAUC